AUGAAACCCCGUCGGAGCCACUCAAGCGGCGACGUCGAGGAGCACGAGCACGCAAAUGGUGUCGAACAUUAUCAUGGAGCUCCGCCUAAGGAUGUCAAUCCUGUCGGACCCAGUCGAGGCGACCCAGCAUAUGGCAAAUAUGAUACCAAACUCACUGGCUUCCGUAAGGCAUUGCGGGAAUCAAAGCGACCACUGCCCGUACUCUUUGGUGAUGGAUCGUACCCCGCCGACAAGACGCGUCCAACUGGGAUGCAAAAUGUCAAGCCGCUGACUAUUCAAGACUUCAAGACGAUCAUGCAGAUUAUCAAGAACAAGCUUCAGGUCGAGAAAGUCAACGACGACAAAACCAUGAUCAUGGAGCGCACCAUUCAGGUCGUUGCUAAGCUUCCCCACAAGUCUCGACUCCGCGACAUGUUGACAAAUUCCUUCAUCGAGGAGUUAUGGGGAUCACUUGAACAUCCGCCGCUACUGUACUUGGAUACCAAGGAGCUGAAAUUGAAGUACCGUCAAGCUGACGGCUCGUACAAUAACCCUUUGAUGCCAAAACUGGGCGCAGCGUGCCAGCCCUACGCCAGAUCUGUUAAACCCAGACUCGUCACCUUGGGUGCCAUGCCCGAUCCCGGCUUAGUGUUUGACUCCGUCAUGGGACGACGCCAUUUCAUAAAGCAUCCGAACAACGUAUCCAGCAUCCUUUGGUACUGGGCAACAAUCAUCAUUCAUGACCUGUUCUGGACAGAUCGUGACAACCCGAAUAUCUCAAAGACCUCUGCUUAUCUUGACCUCUCUCCCCUGUACGGUAGCAACCAGGAGAUGCAAGACUCGGUUCGGACAAAGAGGGAUGGCAUGCUUAAGCCCGACAGUUUUGCCGACAAGCGACUCAAUGGCAUGCCCCCAGGUGUAUGUGUCUUACUGAUUAUGUUCAACCGUUUCCACAACCAUGUUGCGGAGAACCUUGCUGCUAUUAACGAAGGCGGAAGGUUUACACGACCAGCCGCAGGCGAUGUAGAGGCGGAGAAAGAGUUCGACGAAGAAUUGUUCCAGACAGCACGACUGGUCACUUGCGGUCUGUACAUUAACAUUACUCUUGUUGACUAUGUCCGAAACAUUGUCAAUCUUAACCGCACUAAUACGACAUGGACACUUGAUCCGCGACAGGAGGCCGGACUCAACGCCGGAACUCCCGACGGUGCCGAAUCCGGCACUGGCAAUGUCAACUCAGCUGAGUUCAACCUUUGCUACCGAUGGCACUCUUGCAUCUCAGAAAAAGACGACAAAUGGAUCCAACAGGCCUACGGAGACAAGCUCAGAAGUCUUGAAUCAAAGGAAAAGCUCGACUACAUGGCCAAACAGCUCGAGAAACAGAUCGAAGCAGACCCCGGUAAGCGUGAGUUUGGGGGCUACAAGAGAAACAAAGAUGGCACGUUCAACGAUGACGACUUGGUCGCAUGCAUCAGUUCGGCCAUCGAAGAUUGCGCCGGUUCGUUCGGCGCUCGCAAUGUGCCUCAGUCGAUGAGAAGCGUGGAGAUCAUGGGUAUUAUUCAAGCUCGUAACUGGAAUGUUGCGGGUCUGAACGAGUUCCGCAAGCAUUUUGGCCUCAAGCCUUACGAGAAGUUUGAGGAUAUCAAUUCGGACCGUGAAGUAUCCGAGCACCUCAGACAUCUGUACCAGCACCCUGAUAACGUUGAACUCUACCCUGGCCUUGUUGCCGAGGAGGCCAAGAGCCCAAUGACCCCAGGUGUGGGUAUUGCGCCUACAUAUACCAUUUCCCGUGUGGUCUUGUCCGACGCAGUCUGCCUUGUCCGAGGUGACAGAUACUAUACAAUCGACUACAACCCCCGCCAUUUGACAAACUGGGGUUACAAGGAAGUCGAGUACGAUCUCAAUGUUAACCAUGGCUGCGUAUUCUAUAAGCUCUUCCUGAGGGCGUUCCCCAACCACUUCAAGGGCAACUCAGUUUACGCUCAUUACCCUAUGGUCAUCCCGUCUGAGAACCAAAAAAUUCUCCACGACCUAGGAAGAUACGAGCAGUUUGAUUACUCGAAACCACAACGGAUGCCCAAGCGCGUCAACAUCCAAUCCUACAGAGGUGCCCAACAUGUUCUGAACAGCAAGGACAAGUACAGAGUUAUUUGGAACGAAGGACUUGAGUACCUCAUGGCUCAGAACGGCAAAUCUUCCAAGCUGCCAGAGGACGACCACGGCCACAAGGCGCUGAUAGAGCGCGUGGACGCUCAACUGUACAAGGGUGACUGGAGCGUCAACAUUAAGAAUUUCUAUGCCAAUAUGACGGAACAGCUGCUCAGGGAAAAGUCAUACCAGCUUGGCGCCCAGACCGCUAAGCAAACUCAUGUCGACCUUGUUCGUGACGUUGGAAACCUUGUACACGUCCACUUUGCCUCCCAGGUGUUCAACCUGCCCUUGAAGACGAGCAAGAACCGCAAGGGAGUUUACUCCGAACACGAGAUGUAUCAGAUUCUGGCUGCCCUCUUUGACUGUAUUUUCUUCAACGUCGACCAGGUCAAGUCCUUCCCACUCAGGCAGGAGGCCAAGAGGGUGGCGACAGAGCUCGGCAAGGUGAUUGAGAGGAAUGUGAAGCUCACUACCACAAUCGGCUACAGGGGCUUCUUCAGCGGUUCCGUGGACAAGCGAGACCCCCUCGCGGCUUACGGAACCAACAUGAUCAAGGGUUUGUCCAAGACAGGUCUAAACGCUCACGACAUUACCUGGGGCCAUGUCCUGCCAACAGCCGGUGCAAUGGUACCGAACCAAGCCCAAGUGUUUGCUCAGGCUGUUGACUACUAUCUUGACCACCCGGAGCUCGUCAAGAAGAUUCAUGAAGUCGCCCUGUCCCCUUCGGGCAAGGACAACGAUGCUCUGCUUCUUGGGUAUGCCAUGGAAGGUAUCCGAUUGUCAGGAGCCUACGGUUCUUACCGCGUUGCUACCACAAGCGAAACCAUCAUGGACGAGGUUAUUGACAAGAACGGUGAAACUGUGAGCCGAGAGGUUGAUAUUGACCGAGGCGACAGGGUCUUCGUCAGCUUUACUGGCUCCGCUGCCAGAGACCCGGUGCACUUCCCGUCGCCGCUUGAGGUUGACCCUCGGAGACCUUUGGACAAAUACAUCCACUACGGACUUGGUCCGCACGCCUGCUUGGGUGAUGAAGCAAGCAAGGUCGCCAUCAUCGAGAUGUUCAGAGCUGUUUUCCGGAGGAAGAACUUGCGACGCGUUCCAGGACCUCAGGGCAAACUGAGCAAGGUGAAGAGAGAGGGUGGUGUUUACCAAUACCUGACGGAGGAUUGGGGCAAGAUUGGACCUUUCCCUGCAAGCAUGAAAGUCAUGUGGGAUAAUUAG
This is a messenger RNA of Colletotrichum truncatum, 3351 nucleotides long. RefSeq names its product linoleate diol synthase. Gene Ontology annotation, biological process: response to oxidative stress. NCBI's taxonomy places the organism in Eukaryota, Fungi, Ascomycota, Sordariomycetes, Glomerellales, Glomerellaceae. Gene Ontology annotation, molecular function: iron ion binding; oxidoreductase activity, acting on paired donors, with incorporation or reduction of molecular oxygen; monooxygenase activity. The record is from RefSeq and is a predicted model, not a curated record.